AUGCUACGCUUUUGGUCCCGCGCCCCCCAGGCGCAGUCGACCUGUGGAUGCGUCUCUUGCCUGAGCACCAGCUCUGGGGGAUUGGCAUCUCGGACAGCAUCGGCCGCCAGCAAACGUCGUCUGCGGAUCGGAAACUCGGUUACAGCGUUGUACACCAGCAUCUUUGCCGCUGCCGCUUUGGCGGAUGCUCAAGCCAAGGACCAACGCCGUCUGGAAUGGAAGGAAAAAAUAGCGGCGGUGAAGGAGGAGGUCAACGAGCUGGUGGAUGAGGAACGGCGACUACUAGAAGCUCUCGCAUCACGGCAAAAACCCAGGCUCUUCAACGCGACGUUUCACGCACGGCAGCAUCGUCCCUUUCAGAUGACCUCCGAGAUAUUCUCAAGACGCCCAGGGCAACUCUCGCUUCGCUCCUAUCACUCUCAGACGGUCACGAAAAACUCAAAAGAGAAGCACAAUAAAGAAUCGGAAGUGGAUGCUGGCCUCAGUCCGGAGUUACUCAGGGAAAACUCGAAAUUGUUCUCGGAAUUGUCAUCUGAAGGAUCCUGGAAUGUCAUUAUCCCACGCGAGUCCUUAAAUAGGCAUCUUGACGACGAUACCCCAGAUGAUGUAUAUGUGACCCCAGACGCGGUUCACGAUGCGGAUACAUUCAGAGACCCUUUACUUUCAAGAUUGGCGCAAGACGAACGAGGGUUUGCUUUUGAGAAGAAUACGAUACCAUUGUGGCUUGUAAAGGAUAAAGCCCGCAUGAAGGCCAUACGUGUUGUCGCUUUGAAACAGCUAGCAAUCCGGUUCCUGUUGCGCCCUACAAUCGCCCACGACUAUCUGGGUCUUCGAGCUCAGUACGAAACUGAUCCAUCACAGCCUCGACUGCGCACCCAACAACUUCUCUACGAACUGAAUAAACUUAGGCGCAAGAUGAUGAAACUUAAGACGAGAAAACAAGUCGACCCCGAAGAUAUUGUCCCGGGCUGCAAUGUCGAGGCUGACAAGUAUCGAUCAUUUGAGGUGGACCGACAAAUUCGAACCGAUGUUGAGGACUAUUUGUGCGGGGAUGCAUCCCUUGAUGAGCUUCUUAUCAAGCUGGCGCACAGUCUAGCCAACUCUCCUGAUCCAGAUCGAGUAGUGGGACUGAAGUAUAUGCUCUUGGCAUUCACCAGGACUCGCCAAACUGACUUGGCCGAACUGGUUCUGAAGGCAAUAUUGCCUAACAUGUUCCCACUAAACUCUUCUUUGAUUCUCGCCAUACUCACUCACAACUACAGAACCAAGAACCUGAGAGGUUGGGAUACGUUCCUGGACAUGCUCAGUGGAAAGAACUUCCCGGUCGAUAUAGGAAAACUGGGUUUCUUUAAACCAAAAAGGGUCAAUAAUAUUGAUAUUACAAUUCCCCCGUCAAGUUCUGCCAAUGCUGUUGUUUAUUCCACACUGAUCCUCGGAUGCCUAAACUUUGGGCAGCCUGACCGAGCCAAUGCGUAUCUUUCAUAUGCCAGAUCUAUCGGGUAUAUGGACAGUUUCCCCACUCUAAAUGCCUACCUCAAGUAUUAUGGCAACCAGAGGGAUUGGCGAGCUUGCCUACAGAUCAUGAAAAGAGCAUUGGCUUUCAUGGCAUCUUCCACCGAACACCCGGAAGUUGAACUCGAGCGUCUCAUCACGCUCAUGGUGCGCGCCUGCGAUAACUGCAAUGCACAUGACUUGUCCGAGGCUCUUAUCGUUACUGCCGUGAACAGUGGAUUUGCCUGGGAGUCUGCCAUGAAGCAAAUAGACUUGAUCUUUCCCGCUGACCUCGAUUAUAAACGAUGGGAAACAGCAAGGGACAGCUCAUCAUCAGAUAUGUCGCAAAAGCCUAUCUGGGAAAAAUGUUACGCCUUCGUCAACGCUGCUUCUGACAAGCUGAACGAUCUCGGCCCUGAUGCCGAACCUGCACGUCGGUGGAUGAAGCUGAUGGAUACCUAUUCUCAGCAAGUGCUCUCAAGUAUGGUCUCUGGUGCCCCGACAGAGUUCAAACAGGCAGGUAAUUUGAUUGCUCAGCUAGAGAACCUACAAAUCUCACAAUCACCUAAUGUGGAUGACCAAACAUCAUCUUAUUCUAAUGACAUCGCGGAGGCGCACCAACGGGAGAUCUCUAGCCUCAAAGAUGAAGUCUCUCAGUUGAAACAAAUGGUCUUCGAACUGACCCAAACCACAUCCAACACCCCAACGGCUGCACCUGAACAAGUCUCCCCUCCAACUGAUAUGGGAGAGCUGAAGGCCCAGCUCUCGACAACAGAACUCGACCCCACCGAACCGCCAGCCCACAUGGCUGUCAAUCGAAAAUCAUCUGGGCAAUCAUAUCGAAAAUCAUUUGGGAAACCAUAUCGAAGCCCAUCUCGGAACCCAAAUCGAAAGCCAUAUCGGAACCCAUAUUGGAACCCAUAG
This is a messenger RNA of Aspergillus affinis, 2415 nucleotides long. RefSeq lists its product as uncharacterized. Gene Ontology annotation, molecular function: protein binding. The record is from RefSeq and is a predicted model, not a curated record. Bases 1 to 2415 code for a protein of 804 amino acids. Lineage: Eukaryota; Fungi; Ascomycota; Eurotiomycetes; Eurotiales; Aspergillaceae. The transcript has a single exon.